CGCCCAGCUCCGCAUCCUUCAUUCCCUUCUCCAAACUGUUUUUUUCUUUCUCCUUUGCUUGCUUUCCACGCUUUCCUCCCCCACCUGGCCCCUCCCCAUAAGUUGCCCUUGCCGGUGGGGGGGCUCGCAAUCUAAGGAAGGGACCCAGCAGCCCGGGGAGGAAAGAACUGGUGGGUUUCUUAGUUCAGUUUCCUUCCCUUCCACCCUUCCCUCCCCUCCUGUUGCAAACUGAAAGUGGCGCUGAAGGGUUGACAGGAGCUAAACCGUCUCUUCAAUCCCUGGAUCGACGGAAUUUCUUUUUUUCUUCCUGUUUCUCCCCCCGGAAUGGGAGCGAUGGGUGACCGGGAUGCCAGCAGCCCGAGAAACUUUUACCCUCCCGAUUUGGUCGCUUUGUUCGGACUUUAAAUUCUGCAGCCUCAAAAGUUUCUUGAGUUUUAUUUGCACGCCUGGAUCGGUGUGCAUUGGGGGAGCGAAGGGAGGAAGAAGAAAUUGCUCCAGACAAGAAGCCGAGAUUUUAGAAAAGAGAAAAAAGAAGUUCCAUUGUUCUGGGAUUCUUUUUUUAAAAAGAUUGGCGAGAGAAACUUUUUUUUUUAAUUGAAGCCAGCAAAUGUCAUUUUGUUUUCUUUUUCCUUUUCCUCUGGGCAGGGGAUAAGGAUUGCCCGGCCUGCCAACCCAGGAGGAAGACUGAGCAGUGGUUUUUUGUUUUUGUUUUUUUAAACCCCAAAGCUUUUAAGGGAAAAAAAAGAACUAUCUCGUGGGCUUGAUUUCAACCAGAUGGCAGGCUGGUAAAAAAGAAAAAAGAAACUGAAAGAAGAAAAGAAGGAAAGAAGGAAGGAAGGAAGGAAGGAAGGAAGGAAGGAAGGAAGGAGAGAAAAAACCCCACCGAGUUUCCAAGAUGGGCACUGCCAUUUGUACCCGAAGGCAGAAGGGUCUUUUGCAAACUGGGUUUUGUGUCUUGGCACUUGCCUGCCUGGGCUCUGGAGUUCUCCUCUACAACCAUCUCCAGCAGAAGGUGAAAGCUGCUGAAGGAUCAGCCUUCAAAUUCAAACAGCAGCAGGAAGCCCUGUCUGCCCAGCUGCAAGUUGUUUACGAACACAGAUCCCGGCUGGAACGAUCCUUGCAGAAAGAACGCAGCGAACACAAGAAAACAAAAGAAGAUUUUUUAGUGUACAAACUGGAGGCGCAGGAGGCACUCAAUAAAGAAAAGCAAGAUUCUAUGAACAGAUAUGGCUCCUUAAGUUCACAGCACAAGAUACUGAAGAACCAGCACGAAGAAGUCAAGAAGCAGUUUCUGGACCUGCAGCUGCAACACAAUGGGCUGAAGCUGGAGCAUCGCAAGGCGGCGGAAACCCACAACCAGAAAUACUCCCAGCUGCAACGGCAGAAGGACAACGAGGUGGUGGGAUUACAAGAUACCGUUUUUAAACUAAGGGAGGAAAGCAAGCUACUUCGGAAAGCGCACCAGGAUGUUCACUCGCAGCUCCUCAAUGCUCAGGUUCAGAUGGAAGAGUUCCGGAAGCUCAAGGAAACCCUUCAGAAGAUGCCGAGUUUUAAGGAUGCAGGAACAGCCAAAGAGCAGCGUUACGGUCAGCCACUGGGGUCGAGCGUGUUGCAGCUUGCUAGACCACAGGCUUCCAAGGACGAUGGUGUUAAAGCACCUCCGAGACCCCAGGACCAACCUGCUGCUCCUGCUGGGAAUUCUUUCGCCAUUCCACCCCCUGGGAUCAAACAUCAAGAGAACGUGAUGCAUGAAAACCGUAUUUCACACAACAACAACGGAGCUGGAGCCCAAGGGGAUGUGCCGUUUGGUCAACUGGCCCCACCAAAGGAGGUUCAUUUGGCCUUUGCAGCCCGGCACAAAGAUGCACCCAUGAUCCGUUACACACGGAUGAUGAAUAGCGUGCAAAACCAGGAUCCAGAAGCAGGACAGAACAUGCAGGGGCAACAGGGCCACCCGGAAGCAUUUGAACCCAGGCUCAAACUGCCAGCUGCUUUGGAAGGAGGACAGGAUUUGGAAGAAAAGCUCUCCAACAAGCAGGACCAACGGGUGCAGAGCUGGCAAGAGAUGGUCAACAAAGGCAGCUUGCAGAUGAAUGAUGGGAGAGCUCUUCCUUACCUGCAGAGGUAUCACCUGGAUACCGUACCUGAGCAAGGCAAGACAGGUGGCAGUCGAGCACAGAUGGAAACAGGGCGGCUGCAACACCCCCUCUGGGGAGCUGACAAAGGAGGAACAGAUGACAGGGACCUGCACGCAGAUGCUGGCAUGACGAAGAAAGAAAACCACACAUACCUACAGAAGGAACCAAUUAUCCAGAAACAGAUGGGACCAAGAGAUGUUCCUGAUCCAGCUCAGGAUCCCAACAAUCAAGGGGAAGACGAGUUUGAGGAAGCAGAACUGGAACGACCCAGCUUUGAAGAAAAAAUAGAUCCGGCCAAACACACCCACCAGACAAAUCGGCCGGCUAUUGCUGUGACCAAGGAAAAAAUACCAAAGGGAGCUGAUCGAUCAAAUAAAGUCACUGACAAUUUAAUGGACGAUUAUCAGGAGGAUCAAGAACAGGAUCCUGAGGACCAUGGAGGUGAGGUGGGUGACCCUGAAGAUUUGGAACAGUUCCACCAAGCCAAAGGUCACGCUGGAGAUGCUGACAGGAAGGAGGACUACUUUUGAUGAUGGGCUGGGAGGCAGCACCGAGCCCCCAAGGUUGAUCCAAACCAAAGAUUGUUGCAAUAAACCUGGCUGUUUAGUUGAAACUGCCAAGAGAGGUGAAGAGUUAUAGCUCCAUCCGUCUUCAGAAGGUCAUGGGCUGCCUUGACCAAUGGAGAUACUCCUAUUUCUCCACAUCCUAUAGGCCAGGGCAGGACUGACACGCAGUGCCAACCUGUCAAAAUGCUACAGUGAAUAUGAACACCAGAAUGUCUCUUCGUGCGGGUAAGGAGCUCAAAAUAUCAAAAAUUGAAGGGUUUUUUUUUUCCUUUGGAAGACUCCUACUCUCUUACUCUCAUUUGGACUACGGGCAAAGCCUGAUAUAACACAGAAAUGCUGUUAGUCAAGAAACUGUUGCUUCCUUUGGCUCUGUUUCAGAUUUACCUGGCCGCCACUCAGUGCAACUUCGUCACCUUUAUAUGUAUGUACAUAUAUAAAAAGAGAAU
Messenger RNA from Thamnophis elegans (Western terrestrial garter snake), 3150 nucleotides. Its product is annotated as Golgi integral membrane protein 4-like. NCBI's taxonomy places the organism in Eukaryota, Metazoa, Chordata, Lepidosauria, Squamata, Natricidae. Bases 896 to 2668 code for a protein of 590 amino acids. The transcript is spliced from 14 exons. Gene Ontology annotation, cellular component: Golgi membrane; Golgi apparatus. The record is from RefSeq and is a predicted model, not a curated record.